AAUUUACCGAAAUUUCAGUCUAGCGUCAUCGCGAUUCAUUCAGUUCGAAAUUUCGUGCAGUGAUGCACUCUAAAUAAACCACAGUCCGCACAUUCCCGACCCAAUCCUGUCCAGCGUCGUGGGUCUGCGACACAACUGUCAAGUUAACUCAGACAUGCUAGUUAAAUAGUCUCCAAGUGAACACAACGAAAAAACAAAGCCAGUGAGCAAGAAAAGAAAAUUGAACAAAAAAAAAAAAACACAAAUUGCUCAACGAAAACAGAGAAAAUGAACUCACCGAGCGCCAUUGCGGUGAAGGCCCAGAUCCUGGAGAUGACGGGCGAGCACGUGGACCAGCUGCACGCGAUGUGGUCGCAGUUGUUCGAGGCCAAGACCUGCGGCGAGUUCCUCCACCGGCUGAAGGACCAUGCGAACAGCUUCUUCACGGAUCUGCUCAAUGAGUCGCGCGAGAAGCAGCAGGCGAUCCUCAACGAUAUAGCCGCCUUGCGGGCGGAGGCCACCGACUUGACGCGCCUACUCCACGAGCCGCUGGACAUUGGCGAGCGGCCGGAGUCCAUGCCGCUGGUCGUUUGGGAGCUGAAGCUGGACAAGAGCAUCGAGCAUUUGCGCGAGGAGCUGGCCAGGCGGCGAGCGGAGAUCUGUGAGCUGCUGCUGCAGCAGGAACAGCUGUGCGAGGAACUGGGCGAGCUGCCUCAGCCACUGUUGGCCGAUCCACUGCCGCUGCCCGAGGAGAUGGACGCCUUCCGGAAUCGCCUGGGCCAGCUACGCGAUCAGCGAGUGCUGCGCCUCAAGGAGAUGGACCAGCUGCGCCAGGCCAUCAAGCACGACAUGAAGCUGCUGGAGUGCCUGCCACAGACGGACACCGAGGAGCGUCUGCUCAACCAGGUGGAUUACUGCCUAACGCCGGAGACCUUCGAGCUCCUGCGCAACAUGCAAAAUAACUUUGCCGACCAGGUGAAGGAGCUGAGGGAACGCAUCGAUGAUAUGCGCGAGAAGAUCCAUGUGCUGUGGGACAGACUCCAGGAGACGGACGAGUAUGCAAUGCGACGCGUGCGCGAGGCCACGACCUACACCCAACGCACCUACGAUAUCCUGCGGGAGGAACUGCAGCGCUGCCAGGCCCUGCGACGGCAGAAUCUGAAGACCUUCAUCGAGCAGCUGCGCAUCGAGAUCAAGGAGAUGUGGGAUCUCACACUUAAGAGCCAGCAGGAGCGCAAGCGCUUCUCGAACUACUACAACGACUGGUACAACGAAGAUCUGCUGGAGCUGCACGAACUUGAGUUGGACGACCUCAAGACCUUCUACAACAAGAACAAGGAGAUCUUCGAUCUGUACGAAAGCCGUGCCGAACUCUGGGCGCGCAUGGAGGCACUGGAGGCCAAGGCGAGCGAGCCGAAUCGCUUCAACAAUCGCGGCGGCCAGUUGCUCAAGGAGGAGAAGGAGCGCAAGGCCAUCACCUCCAAGCUGCCCAAGAUUGAGCAGCAGAUCACGGAACUGGUUCAGGCAUACGAGGCGAAGGAGAACACACCCUUCCUGGUGAACGGCGAGAACAUCCUGGAGCUGAUGGCCGCCGACUGGGAGCGUCAUCACCAGGCCAAACAGCAGAGCUCGGCGCGCAAGAAGGCCCCACCAUCGGCCAGCAAGAUAAUGCCACCGCCGGCAGCGGGUUCGACGGCUCCACGCACGCCGCGCACACUGCGCAACAUGUCGACCCUCUCGAGCUCCACCAUGUCACUGCGCAAGACGCCGUCGCAGCAGCACCUCCGUCCACUGAACAUCACCAAGAGUACGGGCAAUCUGCACAAGCGCCUGAAUCCGUCCGGCCUGCAGACGGGCCCCAAGACGCCCAACGCCAAGCGCAGCCUUAUGAACACGCUCAACUCGAUGAAGGCGUCGCCAGCCAAGCACCUGCUCGCGCCCAGCCAGCAGCAUAACCAGCUGAAGAGCACCAAGUCGCCGCUGAAGCGCGUGCGCGUACUGGACAACACACUGCGACGCAGCGGCGGAAUGGGCAGGCGCAGCAUUGGAACGCGGUCCAGCAAGAAGGCGCGCACCAAGUCCAACGAUCAGAACGCCCCACCCGACAGCAGUGACUACACAACGGACGAGAAUCCCGAGCAGGGUGUCAGCUAUGACGAAUUCCAGCCGACCAGUCGCUCCUCGAUGCUGCCGCGCCAGCGUCACCAAUUGGCCGUGCCGCGAACUCGUCGUGCGGAGAUGAAUGCCAAUCUGCCGGUGCCGCGGGAGAGCCUGAUGAUCGUGCAGCCGCGCAGACAGUUCUAGUUCCACUGGAGAUUGACCAGCUUAACGCGUACCUACUACACUAUUUCAUAACAGUUGGAGUUUCUUGAUGUAUUUUCAUUUUUUAUUUUCUGUUUUACGUUUUCAGAAUAAAAUUAAUGUGUGUUUUUUCGCUUGACCACAAGA
Drosophila sechellia is the source of this 2427-nucleotide messenger RNA. It is a transcript of the gene feo, whose product is annotated as fascetto. Gene Ontology annotation, molecular function: microtubule binding. NCBI's taxonomy places the organism in Eukaryota, Metazoa, Arthropoda, Insecta, Diptera, Drosophilidae. The transcript has a single exon. Gene Ontology annotation, cellular component: mitotic spindle midzone; cytoplasm; spindle. The record is from RefSeq and is a predicted model, not a curated record. Gene Ontology annotation, biological process: microtubule cytoskeleton organization; mitotic spindle midzone assembly. Bases 268 to 2283 code for a protein of 671 amino acids.